AUGGGCCCGGAUGAAGACCAGCGAAAAUGGACAAUGGUUGGAAUUAGUGUGCGAAGAAGCAAGAUGGAGAAGAUACAAAGUGAUCUAGAAGAGAAGUUCAAUCUUCUUCCGAGAAAUAAUUGUGGUUCAAAAGUGAUUUUGCAAUUUGAAGUUAAUAUUAGUGCUGCGAGUGCUGAAUUUUUUAAGGUUAUCGAUAUAGGCGAAGACAGUCAAGUACCAGAAGAUUUCACUAAUCAGGAAAUAAUAUCUGGUAUAUGGUGGCGUCAUUUAGUCGCAGGUGGAGUGGCUGGUUGUAUGUCUCGAUCGUGUACAGCUCCAUUCGACAGACUCAAAGUUUUUAUGCAGGUUCAUUCUUCUAGAACAAACAAUUUGGGUUUGUUGUCAUGUCUACGAUUGUUGCAUGCAGAAGGGGGUGUGAAGUCGUUUUGGAGAGGGAAUGGUAUCAAUGUUGUUAAAAUUGCUCCAGAAUCUGCAAUCAAAUUCAUGGCAUAUGAGCAGGUGAUUUUAUUGUAA
Molecule: messenger RNA, 513 nt
Organism: Haemonchus placei
Lineage: Eukaryota; Metazoa; Nematoda; Chromadorea; Rhabditida; Trichostrongylidae
Source: the annotation of a GenBank genome assembly